Messenger RNA from Ruditapes philippinarum (Manila clam), 905 nucleotides. RefSeq lists its product as uncharacterized. Bases 127 to 789 code for a protein of 220 amino acids. The record is from RefSeq and is a predicted model, not a curated record. The transcript has 7 exons. Lineage: Eukaryota; Metazoa; Mollusca; Bivalvia; Venerida; Veneridae.
CAACCUUUCCACACUUUUUUUUUAAAUUCAAUAAAUCUGCCAGCUUUUGAUAUAAAUACAGAUUUUCCUUGUCUCUCCAAACAGUUUUUCUCAAACUCAAAGAAUAUUUUGCUUUGCUAAAGGAGAAUGAUGAUGAACAGACUACUACGGAUAUAUGUUUUCUUUUUUACUUGCACUGUCAGCUUGUGCUCUCAAAAUGAGCAAAAUGAUGAAUGUCAACAACCUACUUACUGUAGCCGGUUUAAAGCGCACUCAGACAUGGUAUCAAAAGCCGAUUGGCUUUCAAAAAUUUCAAACUCAGAACAUACCUGGUUUGUUAUUUACGGUUAUGAGCUAAACUCUCCACAUACAUAUGGUAAAUGCCAACAGAGAUGGAAUCCACCAGACAAUAACGACAAAUUUCAACGGAAAACAAAUUGCUUCAAUAUAAAUACCAACCAAUGCCAAAGAUUUGAUGCCGAAAUGAGAAUAACAGAAGAUAAUUGUGGCCGUGCAACUGAACGAGGACUAAAGAAUUCCAAAACUGAACUGAAGUUCUAUAGUCAGGAUCUCGAAACAUAUUUCUGGUUCUUUGUCUGCUAUGUAUUUGAUGCGGAUGACAAUUGUACUUUGGGUUAUUUGGACCUAAACGUUAGUGAGAAGCGAUUUUCAGGAGAUGAGAAUUCUGUAAUGAACCUUAAUGGGUUGCCUUGGGAACUCAUAUCGGCAGAUCUGCUGAUCAACUUCAACCUCACCUUCGCUGAUCCAAGGGUGGAGUUCAAAUGGUUUGGCACUGAAUGUCCUGCGUAAAACGGUUCUCGCGACACUUUGUAUUAAGGACUAACAAAUGAUAAUGUCAGUAAAGAAAUAGUGAUAAUGAACAUUGAUUUCAAAUGAUAAUAAAGAAAUAUUACGAAUUCGUAAUA